This is a messenger RNA of Paramuricea clavata, 1726 nucleotides long. Lineage: Eukaryota; Metazoa; Cnidaria; Anthozoa; Malacalcyonacea; Plexauridae. The record is from the annotation of a GenBank genome assembly.
AUGGCAAGACGAUCCAGCGAUGGAACCAUUGCCUUCUUCCUUGCCGUUACUCCCAUCCUCACUACUAGUCCCGGUUAUCCCAAUCCCGCUCAGAUUCAUCUUGCCUCGAAAUAUGGCAGGUCAAGCGGACAUGAGGUAAACACAACAAGUAUUAUCACAGCCACCAUCAUCGCUACCAAGCUCCCUCGCUGUUACUGAAAAAAGAAGAGAGAGACGAAAUUAGCAGGAGAAACUCCAAACAGAUAUCGGGAAAGAACUGCUCCAUCCAAGUGUUCGAAGUGUGGCCAACCUAGAAAUGAAAACCACAAACAAUAUUACGGCAACUAGCAUUGUCUUAGGAUGGAACAAUCGUAUUAAUAAUGGAGGAAGUUUUUGAAAUUUUAAGAAAAUAUGUUGAAAGUGGAAAAGGGAAAAUAAGCGAUUAAUAAGCAAUUUUGCUGUGGUAUGUCAAUCAAUCUUGCAUCAGUAUUUGUUAACAGACUUUGUUUUGUGCGGGUUUUUUUACAAUACUUAUAAUACUCCCUGUCGAAGUAAUGUGUCAAACUGCGCUUCCAAACUGGGAUGAAAACUCUUCGGGAGGGGUUAGUGUAACAGAUUUUUAUACACAGGUCCUUGACAAAUAUAUACAAAUGAAUAUUAUCUACAUACUUAUUAUUAGACUUGGAUCAAGUCACGUAGCUCAAGUCUGUACAAAAAGCAAAAAAAUACAUUCCAAAAGGGGGAAGAAGUAAUUUUUCACGGAUUCAAUUUCCGAAGAUUCAAAAUGACGCGCACACCGACUCCGGUAUGAUUGAUGUCAUUGGUCAGCACCACUGCGCUGUAACCGCUGUUUAGGAAACAGAAAUUGAAGACCACACAAUCUUUUCAGUGGAAGAGGUAGCCGAGGAAACACCUAAUCUCGAACAACUGGGUGAUUGAACUCUAGUCAAUCUUACGACAAAAAAGCGGUGACAUUUUCACACCGUCAUCGGAGAAAGUUGACACAGGGAAGAUUCAAGUCGUCCAAAUCUUCAACCGUUACUGGUGUUUGAUAGUACUAAAAGGUGAGAAAUUAGAUGGGAAUAAUUUCAUAUCCCUUGAAUUUCCUUCUCAACAUUACCGUUUGUCUACUUUUAAGAUGUUUCCUGGGUCAAAACAGUGGGUCAGCAAAUCUACCAGACUGUAACCGUUACAUGGAGUCGCUGUUUAUCAUGCUUUGUCAAAAGUACCCCUCCAACGUGAAGAAGAAUGGUAAAACGAUCCUUCGCUGGACCCUGGUUGGUCAAGCCUACAGAAAAAUUAGAAAUGUGAUCUUGACUAACCAAUUGGUAAAGGAGAAAACCACUAUCCAGCUAGUAGAGAUCAACCAAGCGACACUAUAACAAGAUGGUAUGUAAUAAUACCCAGAUAUUGUAGGCACAUAGGUUUAUAAACGUGAGAGUAUAAUGUUGAUUAUGUUGUUAUCGUUUCUUUCUUAAUAGGCACAACGAUCGUUCCAGGCAGCAAGAGAGGGAAGUGCUUGUUGGAACAAGGGCUGUCCACUAUCGAAGCCACAGUAACAACGUCUGAGCCACUACUUGCCGUUGUACCCCUACAUCCGACCCUGCUUCCCGUUCCAACCAUCCGAUCCCCUCACCAGUUCAUCCUACCCCAAACCACAAUCGAUCAGGCACGUACACGCUCACAACAGAUUCAACCACAUAUACCACAUACACCACAGAUACCCCGAUUCAUGAUUCCACCUUGA